AUGUCUAAUCUAGAUGUUGAGGCACUGCUCGACGCAACGGCUAAGAACCCAGAGAAAAAGCCGAAGAGCCCUGAUGCUGAACGUUCCAAAGAUGAUGGUAAAUCUGAUAGGCGAGAUAGAGACUCCGACCGCGAUCAUGGCCGAGAACGUGAUGGCAGCCGUGUGAGAGACAGAGAUCGAGACUACGACCGUCGCCGCCGAGAUCGUCGAGAGUACAGCCUUACUCGAAGCCGCCGAGAAACGCCUGAUGCGGGCACUCCCCGCAGUGACACCGGCAGCCACAAAAGUAGGCGGAGAAGCAGGAGUCGUGAUGAUGACCGCCGUCACUCACGCCGCCACAGAGACGGCGAUUACUAUCGAGGUGGACGACGCUCGCGGUCCCGUUCGCCCCCUCGACACUAUCGCCCUCGCGAUGAUCGCGAUCGCCGAGACAGACGAGACCGAUCCGACCGUUACUCCAAUGAUUACGGCCGUGGCAGAGAUGAUGACCGUAAUGAUGCCCGCAACGAGGGGGGCAAUGCCCCGCUUACGGAAGACGAGCGAGACCGACGCACUGUCUUUGUCCAGCAGCUUGCUGCUCGGUUGCGCACUCGUGAAUUGAAAGAGUUCUUUGAAAAGGUCGGAGCUGUUAAUGAGGCUCAGAUUGUCAAGGAUCGAAUCAGCGGACGGUCCAAAGGCGUCGGCUACGUUGAGUUCAAAAAUGAAGACUCGGUUCAGCUAGCCCUCCAACUUACCGGACAGAAACUCUUAGGCAUCCCUGUCAUCGUACAGCAUACGGAAGCCGAGAAGAAUCGCCAAGCUCGCAACCCAGACUCAUCGAAUGGCCACCCCAAUUCCAUUCCCUUCCAUCGCCUCUAUGUGGGCAACAUUCACUUCAAUGUCACGGAGCAAGAUUUGCAAGCUGUAUUUGAGCCAUUCGGAGAACUGGAGUUUGUUCAACUCCAAAAAGACGACAAUGGACGCAGCCGUGGCUAUGGGUUUGUUCAAUUCCGAGACGCAGGCCAAGCUCGCGAAGCUUUGGAAAAGAUGAACGGCUUUGACUUGGCUGGUCGUCCUAUUCGUGUUGGCCUUGGCAACGAUAAGUUUACCCCUGAGAGCACUGCCAACCUAAUGCACAAAUUUUCCGGUAACAACCAGGGCUUCCAAGGCUCUGCGUUUUCCGGAGCGGGUGGCCGUGGCCAGCAGUCUACAUUUGACCGAGCUGGAGGCCGCGACAGCGAAAAGACCGGCGGUGCUAGCGCUUUGGAUGAUACAGACGUUGCUGGUGUCAACUUUAACAACUAUAGUCGCGAUGCAUUGAUGAGAAAGCUUGCCAGGACCGACGAAGCCCCGACCAAUGGCAAUGACGAACGCCAACAGAUCCUCAAGCCCAAAACGGAGACGAAACCCCUCCCUGUCAACGUAAACAUGGCGAGCCGUUGUGUUGUGUUGCACAACAUGUUUGACCCCACAGAAGAAGAGGGCGACGACUGGGUCAAGGAACUCGAAGACGAAGUUCGCCAGGAAGCCGAAGAACGAUAUGGACAUGUUGUUCACAUCUCGGUCGAUCCGAACUCCAAAGGAGAUAUUUAUCUCAAGUUUGACAAAGUCCAAGGCGGCGAAAAUGCCAUCAAGGGCCUCAACGGUAGAUACUUCGGCGGCCGAAUGAUCGACGCGUCACCUGUUGUAGACGCCGUCUACAGCAGUUUGUUCUCUCGCACCCGGGCAAUCUGA
Messenger RNA from Trichoderma aggressivum f. europaeum, 1713 nucleotides. RefSeq lists its product as uncharacterized. Gene Ontology annotation, molecular function: RNA binding; U1 snRNP binding. Gene Ontology annotation, biological process: mRNA processing. The record is from RefSeq and is a predicted model, not a curated record. The transcript has 4 exons. The coding region runs from base 1 to 1713 and encodes 570 amino acids. Lineage: Eukaryota; Fungi; Ascomycota; Sordariomycetes; Hypocreales; Hypocreaceae. Gene Ontology annotation, cellular component: nucleus.